AUGGCCCUUCUCUGGGUUGUCCUUGGCUUCUUCCUCUUUGGCAGCAGCUUCGGCUGCGGAGUCCCCACCAUCGACCCUGUGCUGAGCGGCCUGUCCAGGAUCGUCAACGGGGAGGACGCUGUCCCCGGCUCCUGGCCCUGGCAGGUGUCCCUGCAGACCAGCUCCGGCUUCCACUUCUGCGGGGGCUCCCUCAUCAGUGAGGACUGGGUGGUCACCGCCGCCCACUGCGGGGUCAGGAAGAGUCACCUCGUGGUGGCCGGGGUAUCUGAUCAAGGCUCCGAGGAGGAGGCUGUCCAGGUGCUGAGGAUCGCUGAGGUCUUUGAACACCCCCUGUGGGACCUGCGCACGGUCCGGAACGACAUCGCCCUGCUGAAGCUGGCCACGCCCGCGAGCCUCUCCGGGACCGUGUCCGCCGUGUGCCUGCCCAGCGCCAACGCCAGCUUCCCUGCGGGCUCCCUGUGCGCCACCACGGGCUGGGGCAAGACCCGGUACAACGCUCUCAAGACCCCCGACAAGCUGCAGCAGGCGACCCUGCCCGUCAUGUCCAACGCCGACUGCAAGCAGUACUGGGGCAGCAAGAUCACCGACGUGAUGAUCUGUGCGGGCGCCAGCGGCAUCUCCUCCUGCAUGGGCGACUCUGGUGGCCCCCUGGUCUGCCAGAAGGAUGGGGCCUGGACCCUGGUGGGCAUCGUGUCCUGGGGCAGCGGCCGCUGUGGCCCGUUCUCACCAGGCGUGUACACCCGGGUCACCAAGUUUAUUCCCUGGGUUCUCGAAGUUCUGGAGGCCAACUGAGCCUCUGCCCUGCCCCAGCCCCCAUGUGUGUAAAACCCAAAUAAAACUGCUUGCAGGUUCACUUCUGUGCCUUCGCUGGGGCGGGAGGACGGCUGCCUUCACCGAGGUCCCCUCUGGAGCUCAGAGCUGAGGGAGCUGGCAGAUACCCAGCCCUACCCCUUCUUCACAGAGACGGGGGAAAUGAGCCUCAAGCUCACACGCAGGGUGGCUGAGAGCUAGGGGCAGGGCCGCUGGUGCCCAGAGCUCUCGCCUUCCUCGGGCUGCCAGACGUACCCCCAGACUUCCGGGAGGGGACCACUGACCCAGGGUGAGGGCCCCUCUUGUCCCCUACCUCCCAACUGGGAGUCCAAGUCCAUGUGUAAUUCAAAUGGGACACGCGGAGAAGUUCCACAAGCUGAAGUUAAGAGCUUCUUUCUAAGAGCUAAGUUCUGGAUAAGGCCUGUGAAAGCAAGUUUCUCUGCGUGGAAUAGUGCAUCUCCCAGCGGUGCCCCCAGCAGGGCACUCUCUGCCUCGGGAUGCAGGGGCCCCAGCAGGGCUCUCUGGCUCCUGGAGCUGCUCCCACCCACACAUCACCCUGCAUCUGCCUUCGCCUCGGCCGCCUGCCCAGGGACCAUGCUGGAUUUUCAUCGAACCUCAGCAGCGGCUGCGCCCUUGGCCACUGCGCUCGCGCUGAGCCUCUCUGGCCUCAAGCCCUGGAUUCUGACGGCCACUCUUCAGCCUCCCUCCAGCUGCCCAGGC
This is a messenger RNA of Physeter macrocephalus (sperm whale), 1530 nucleotides long. Its product is annotated as chymotrypsinogen B. Gene Ontology annotation, biological process: proteolysis. The transcript has 8 exons. Gene Ontology annotation, molecular function: serine-type endopeptidase activity. Lineage: Eukaryota; Metazoa; Chordata; Mammalia; Artiodactyla; Physeteridae. The coding region runs from base 1 to 792 and encodes 263 amino acids. The record is from RefSeq and is a predicted model, not a curated record.